AUGCGCGGAAUGCGGGCCGACCAGAGCAGACCACGCCAACCAACUCCCCGUUCUGCUCUCUUCCCCUCUCGUCCCUUCUCGCCCUCCGCUGCAGCGAGUGACGUCAUCCGCAGGGCGUCCGGCCAAAUCAUGUUUCCAAUGCCCGAGCCGCUGGCGCCAGUGGCGACGCGGAUCACGGUGUCCCCGACGAGCACCUUCGCGUUCAACUUCUCCGCGGCGCGCUGCACCAACCUGCCUCGCACCGCUUACAGCGCCAGCGUGCAGUGGUCGUCCGCUGCCGCGGCCAAUCUCCCCGCGUGCGCCAACAUCACCUUCUGGAGCGGCGCGGGUUGCUCCGGCACCUCCUCGCUCUCCCUCGUGAAGCCCGCAAGCCUGACCCCCAGCACCACCAACUCCAGUCUCCCCUAUCCGUAUCCAGUGUCGGCUCGCUGCGGUAUCGUGGGCCGCUACAACGUCUCCUUCGACCCCUCCUCGCGCUGCACCCGCGUGCCCGCUGGCACGGCACCCGCUAGCGUGAGCACGGUUGCGAGCGUGCAGUGGGGGAGCGGCAGCAGCUUGGCGGGCGGCGGGGCGAGUGGGCCGUGCUCCCGGGUGUCGUUCUACCCGGGCACCAACUGCAACGGCGCUGUCAUGCAGCACAUCUACUCCUUCUCCAGGUCCCAACAUCGCGACCAUCACAUCAUCCCAAGCACUCGCGUCAGUUGUCUGCGGAUUCUGUAUGUCCCUUGCUGCCUUUCACCCCUUGCUGCCUUUCACCCCUUGGUGCCUUUCACCCCUUGGUGCCUUUCACCCCUUGGUGCCUUUCACCCCUUGGUGCCUUUCACCCCUUGGUGCCUUUCACCCCUUGCUGCCUUUCACCCCUUGCUGCCUUUCACCCCUUGGUGCCUUUCACCCCUUGGUGCCUUUCACCCCUUGCUGCCUUUCACCCCUUGCUGCCUUUCACCCCUUGGUGCCUUUCACCCCUUGGUGCCUUUCACCCCUUGGUGCCUUUCACCCCUUGGUGCCUUUCACCCCUUGCUGCCUUUCACCCCUUGCUGCCUUUCACCCCUUGCUGCCUUUCACCCCUUGCUGCCUUUCACCCCUUGCUGCCUUUCACCCCUUGGUGCCUUUCACCCCUUGGUGCCUUUCACCCCUUGCUGCCUUUCACCCCUUGCUGCCUUUCACCCCUUGGUGCCUUUCACCCCUUGCUGCCUUUCACCCCUUGCUGCCUUUCACCCCUUGCUGCCUUUCACCCCUUGGUGCCUUUCACCCCUUGCUGCCUUUCACCCCUUGCUGCCUUUCACCCCUUGGUGCCUUUCACCCCUUGGUGCCUUUCACCCCUUGCUGCCUUUCACCCCUUGCUGCCUUUCACCCCUUGGUGCCUUUCACCCCUUGGUGCCUUUCACCCCUUGGUGCCUUUCACCCCUUGGUGCCUUUCACCCCUUGCUGCCUUUCACCCCUUGCUGCCUUUCACCCCUUGCUGCCUUUCACCCCUUGCUGCCUUUCACCCCUUGCUGCCUUUCACCCCUUGGUGCCUUUCACCCCUUGGUGCCUUUCACCCCUUGCUGCCUUUCACCCCUUGCUGCCUUUCACCCCUUGGUGCCUUUCACCCCUUGCUGCCUUUCACCCCUUGCUGCCUUUCACCCCUUGCUGCCUUUCACCCCUUGGUGCCUUUCACCCCUUGGUGCCUUUCACCCCUUGCUGCCUUUCACCCCUUGGUGCCUUUCACCCCUUGGUGCCUUUCACCCCUUGGUGCCUUUCACCCCUUGCUGCCUUUCACCCCUUGGUGCCUUUCACCCCUUGCUGCCUUUCACCCCUUGCUGCCUUUCACCCCUUGCUGCCUUUCACCCCUUGCUGCCUUUCACCCCUUGCUGCCUUUCACCCCUUGCUGCCUUUCACCCCUUGCUGCCUUUCACCCCUUGGUGCCUUUCACCCCUUGCUGCCUUUCACCCCUUGGUGCCUUUCACCCCUUGCUGCCUUUCACCCCUUGCUGCCUUUCACCCCUUGGUGCCUUUCACCCCUUGGUGCCUUUCACCCCUUGCUGCCUUUCACCCCUUGCUGCCUUUCACCCCUUGCUGCCUUUCACCCCUUGCUGCCUUUCACCCCUUGGUGCCUUUCACCCCUUGGUGCCUUUCACCCCUUGCUGCCUUUCACCCCUUGGUGCCUUUCACCCCUUGCUGCCUUUCACCCCUUGCUGCCUUUCACCCCUUGCUGCCUUUCACCCCUUGCUGCCUUUCACCCCUUGCUGCCUUUCACCCCUUGCUGCCUUUCACCCCUUGCUGCCUUUCACCCCUUGCUGCCUUUCACCCCUUGCUGCCUUUCACCCCUUGCUGCCUUUCACCCCUUGCUGCCUUUCACCCCUUGCUGCCUUUCACCCCUUGCUGCCUUUCACCCCUUGCUGCCUUUCACCCCUUGCUGCCUUUCACCCCUUGCUGCCUUUCACCCCUUGCUGCCUUUCACCCCUUGCUGCCUUUCACCCCUUGCUGCCUUUCACCCCUUGCUGCCUUUCACCCCUUGCUGCCUUUCACCCCUUGGUGCCUUUCACCCCUUGGUGCCUUUCACCCCUUGCUGCCUUUCACCCCUUGCUGCCUUUCACCCCUUGGUGCCUUUCACCCCUUGCUGCCUUUCACCCCUUGCUGCCUUUCACCCCUUGCUGCCUUUCACCCCUUGCUGCCUUUCACCCCUUGCUGCCUUUCACCCCUUGCUGCCUUUCACCCCUUGGUGCCUUUCACCCCUUGGUGCCUUUCACCCCUUGCUGCCUUUCACCCCUUGCUGCCUUUCACCCCUUGGUGCCUUUCACCCCUUGCUGCCUUUCACCCCUUGCUGCCUUUCACCCCUUGCUGCCUUUCACCCCUUGGUGCCUUUCACCCCUUGGUGCCUUUCACCCCUUGCUGCCUUUCACCCCUUGGUGCCUUUCACCCCUUGGUGCCUUUCACCCCUUGGUGCCUUUCACCCCUUGCUGCCUUUCACCCCUUGGUGCCUUUCACCCCUUGCUGCCUUUCACCCCUUGCUGCCUUUCACCCCUUGCUGCCUUUCACCCCUUGCUGCCUUUCACCCCUUGCUGCCUUUCACCCCUUGCUGCCUUUCACCCCUUGCUGCCUUUCACCCCUUGGUGCCUUUCACCCCUUGCUGCCUUUCACCCCUUGGUGCCUUUCACCCCUUGCUGCCUUUCACCCCUUGCUGCCUUUCACCCCUUGGUGCCUUUCACCCCUUGGUGCCUUUCACCCCUUGCUGCCUUUCACCCCUUGCUGCCUUUCACCCCUUGCUGCCUUUCACCCCUUGCUGCCUUUCACCCCUUGGUGCCUUUCACCCCUUGGUGCCUUUCACCCCUUGCUGCCUUUCACCCCUUGGUGCCUUUCACCCCUUGCUGCCUUUCACCCCUUGCUGCCUUUCACCCCUUGCUGCCUUUCACCCCUUGCUGCCUUUCACCCCUUGGUGCCUUUCACCCCUUGCUGCCUUUCACCCCUUGGUGCCUUUCACCCCUUGGUGCCUUUCACCCCUUGCUGCCUUUCACCCCUUGCUGCCUUUCACCCCUUGGUGCCUUUCACCCCUUGCUGCCUUUCACCCCUUGCUGCCUUUCACCCCUUGGUGCCUUUCACCCCUUGCUGCCUUUCACCCCUUGCUGCCUUUCACCCCUUGCUGCCUUUCACCCCUUGCUGCCUUUCACCCCUUGCUGCCUUUCACCCCUUGGUGCCUUUCACCCCUUGCUGCCUUUCACCCCUUGGUGCCUUUCACCCCUUGGUGCCUUUCACCCCUUGCUGCCUUUCACCCCUUGCUGCCUUUCACCCCUUGGUGCCUUUCACCCCUUGCUGCCUUUCACCCCUUGCUGCCUUUCACCCCUUGGUGCCUUUCACCCCUUGCUGCCUUUCACCCCUUGCUGCCUUUCACCCCUUGCUGCCUUUCACCCCUUGGUGCCUUUCACCCCUUGCUGCCUUUCACCCCUUGGUGCCUUUCACCCCUUGCUGCCUUUCACCCCUUGCUGCCUUUCACCCCUUGGUGCCUUUCACCCCUUGCUGCCUUUCACCCCUUGCUGCCUUUCACCCCUUGGUGCCUUUCACCCCUUGGUGCCUUUCACCCCUUGCUGCCUUUCACCCCUUGCUGCCUUUCACCCCUUGCUGCCUUUCACCUCUUGGUGCAUGGAACCUGUUUUACUUGGCCCAAGGCUUCUGA
Closterium sp. Naga37s-1 is the source of this 4149-nucleotide messenger RNA. The record is from the annotation of a GenBank genome assembly. NCBI's taxonomy places the organism in Eukaryota, Viridiplantae, Streptophyta, Zygnematophyceae, Desmidiales, Closteriaceae.